Messenger RNA from Neoarthrinium moseri, 1665 nucleotides. RefSeq lists its product as uncharacterized. The coding region runs from base 1 to 1665 and encodes 554 amino acids. NCBI's taxonomy places the organism in Eukaryota, Fungi, Ascomycota, Sordariomycetes, Amphisphaeriales, Apiosporaceae. The transcript has 5 exons. The record is from RefSeq and is a predicted model, not a curated record.
AUGUACUGGUCACUUCACAUCCUCCUUGUUCCUUUCCUCCUCCUCAUCGGCGCCUGCCAGGCUGCCGAUGUUGGCUUUGCCUUGGAUGGAGCCAUAGAAGGUGCUACUGCAACUGAUACUUCCUUCAACACUGGCGGCACAAUCAGUGUCAACGGUUGGACCGCAACUGUCCCCAAGAACCUACAAGUUGGUUUCCCUGUAGCAUGGGUACCAUGGAAGGAUUUCGUCGCCUCCUACCAAGCAGGACAAUUCGCAGGCUACCAAGUCUCGGUUGUUGGCAACGUCGUCUCCGGAAAGCCCAUCGCUGGACAGGUGUACAUCUCCCAGCUGUUCACCCAAGCGAGCUCUGGCUUCAUUGAGAAGAUUAACCUCGAUGGCUCCAUGAAGAUCACCAACGGGCCGAUCAUCCGCAUCAACGAUCCCAACGCCGUCUUCUCCGCUGGCUACACCAAGUCUCCUUUCAUGACCGCCGACGACGAGAACCCCAGCAUCUGCUCCUUCUCGGGUUUCCCCAUGUGUGUGCCACGCAGCGCGACCGACCCUCUGUGUCCCGAGUCCAACCGCCCGACUAUUGCCGCAACUGGAAACAAGCAAGGAACUCUAACUGUUCCCGAUCCUCUGCUCAUGGCGCCUUUUGCUGUCGGAGAUUUCAUCGAGUAUUCUGGUUACAGAGACGGAAGUGAGAUCAUCGUCUACGAAAUUACAGCAACGAAUAUUCAGAUCGUGACUGGCGCGACUGCUGCCAAUGGAAAGCCUGUGUUCAUUCGAAUGGAGGACGUAAACAUUGGUGUCUUCACCGCGGACGUUAAUGCCGAAGUUGCCCAGAGCAAAUUCAUCGGCUACGUCUCCGACCCUGCCGGCUCCCCCCUCACUGUCUCUGCGAUCGAAGUCGACCCUUGCACUGGCAAGGAGACCCUGCGAGCCAUCACUUCCGCCAAUGUCGACACUGCUGCCGGCGAGACUCGCAACAAGUUCGACGUACGCCUCAAGACCGGCACAGCCAACGAUCGCUACACCCGCGAGUACAUGAUCGAAACCUCGGGCACCGGUACCGGCACGCUCACCAAGAACAACAUCACCGCCGGCCGCUACGUCCAGCCCGUUACCGAAUGGAUCCAGCCCGAGCUCACCAACCCUGGCUUGGCCCCGAUCCCCAACUCGUUCGAGGCCUUCAACCACCUGACCAAGGGUCUGGGCCCCGACGCCGCCGGCAACAUCUGGGGUCCGCUUGACCCGUUCCCCCAGACCGGUGUAACUGUCUUCGACAUUUCAUCGUGCCCGCCCGUUACUACGACCACGCCCACCACCAGUGCCACCGUCACGCCCACUGCAACCGCGACGUCAACACCGACCACGAUCCCCGUUGACACCGUCAAGGUAACGGCGGCAAACUGGGCCAGCACGGGCGGCGGCACGCUGACGGUGACAUGCACGAGCUCCAACACCAACGCUACCCAGGUCGGCAUGCUGCUGGACUACACACUGCAGAAGGAGGGCACCACGACCUUCAACCAAGUCAUGACGGCCGGCAACAACGGCGUCUGGACCUUUAGCAACGUCAAGAUCAAGCAGGCCACCACGGUCGUCUGCCACAGCAAGCUCGGGGGCAAGUCUUCCCCUCAGGCCGUGACCGCCAGAAGACGGAGAAGAUCAAUGGCUGCCUGA